UUUAUGGCAAAUCACCCUGAAGACUAGCACUUCCCACAUCCUAGUCGCAAUCCUCACCAUCUCCUCCCAUCCCCUUCUCUAUAUACAUAUCCAAGGUCUCAUAGAAUUUAUUUGUUAAAAUACUAAUUAAGAAAGAAAAUGGCGAAAUCUCCAGAGGAAGAGCACCCCAAGAAAGCCUGUGGCUGGGCUGCGAGAGAUCCAUCUGGUGUUCUCUCUCCCUUCAAAUUCUCAAGAAGGGAAACAGGGGAGAAAGAUGUGGCAUUCAAAGUGUUGUAUUGUGGGAUAUGUCAUUCGGACCUUCACUCGAUCAAAAAUGAAUGGGCCAAUGCUGUAUAUCCUAUGAUUCCUGGGCAUGAGAUUGUUGGUCAAGUGACAGAGGUAGGAAGCAAAGUGAAAACAUUCAAAGUUGGAGACAAGGUCGGUGUUGGAUGCCUGGUGGGAGCCUGCGGAUCUUGUGAGAGUUGUGGCAAGGACAUCGAGAAUUACUGCUCCAAGAUGAUCUUUACCUACGGCAGCAAGUACCAUGAUGGGACUGUUACAUAUGGAGGUUAUUCCGACAUCAUGGUCGCCGAUGAACACUAUGUAAUCCGCAUUCCAGAGAACCUACCUCUUGAUGGUGCUGCUCCUCUCCUAUGUGCCGGGAUCACAACUUACAGUCCCUUGAGAUAUUAUGGUCUUGACAAACCAGGUAUGCAUAUAGGUGUAGUUGGCCUUGGCGGUCUAGGCCAUGUCGGGGUUAAGUUUGCAAAGGCUCUAGGGCUUAAGGUCACCGUGAUCAGUACUUCUCCUAAUAAGAAGGAUGAAGCGAUGCAGCGGUUUCAUGCUGAUUCAUUUUUGGUCAGUCGUGACCAAAAUCAGAUGCAGGCUGCGAUGGGAACAAUGGAUGGUAUCCUUGACACCGUAUCUGCAACCCACCCUCUCCCGCCCUUGAUGAGCUUGUUGAAGGUUGAUGGAAAGCUUGUUAUGGUCGGCUUACCAGACAAGCCUCUUGAGGUUCCAGCUUUUUCUUUGGUUAUGGGAAGGAAAUUAGUAGCUGGCAGUUGUAUUGGGGGGCUGAAGGAGACACAGGAGAUGAUUGAUUUUGCAGCCAAACACAACAUCAUCGCUGACAUUGAGGUGAUUAAAAUCGAUUAUGUGAACAAUGCCAUGGAACGUCUAGCUAAAGCAGACGUUAGAUACCGAUUUGUCAUCGACAUUGGAAACACAUUGAAAGCGGUCUCGUAAAUUUUACAGGCCAGAUCUAUUAGAAUCAAAUCGAGAAAUGAGAAUAGAAAUUCAAUAAGAGUAACAUUUUUUUAUAUCAAAUAUAAGAGUAAUGUUAGGUGACCUAUAUUUUGGUGAA
Argentina anserina (silverweed cinquefoil) is the source of this 1342-nucleotide messenger RNA. RefSeq names its product probable mannitol dehydrogenase. The record is from RefSeq and is a predicted model, not a curated record. NCBI's taxonomy places the organism in Eukaryota, Viridiplantae, Streptophyta, Magnoliopsida, Rosales, Rosaceae. Gene Ontology annotation, molecular function: zinc ion binding; cinnamyl-alcohol dehydrogenase activity. The coding region runs from base 139 to 1224 and encodes 361 amino acids. The transcript is spliced from 5 exons. Gene Ontology annotation, biological process: lignin biosynthetic process.